AUGUACUCCAUGGUGGAAUGCUACGGCGACAUGGGGCAAAUCGGGCAAGAUUAUGGCUCAAAGAAUGCGCCGACAGACAACUCGAAUCUGGACCUUGUCACCAAGGUGAUGGCCUGCCACACGCGCUAUCUGGACCACUUUCUGAAAACGCAGAACUUCGUGAUGCAGUCCGAUGGCCCGCUGCCCUACGAUUACAGGAACUACAUUGCAAUUAUGGCUGCUGCCCGGCAUAAGUGCACGUACCUGGUGAACCAGUACGAGGAGGUAUUUCUAGCGAACGGUGGCAACCCGAGCUGGCUGAACGGGUUCGAGCACAUCCCACCCAAAUUGCGUGCCAUCUCGGACAUCAACAAAAUUCUUGCCCACCGACCGUGGCUUCUCAACAAGGAACACAUUGAGCGGCUCACGAAAGGACAAAACAGCUGGUCUCUGUCGGAAGCGGUGCACGCGAUCGUGCUGCUAGCCCACUUCCAUUCGCUGUCCUCGUUCGUGUUCUCCUGCGGGUUGACGCAGGAGCUAGACGGUGCUAGUCAUAAAAUCGAAAACAACAACGUUCUCACCCAGAAGACUGCUUUCAAUCGUCUGAAUGAUCUGUACAAUUCUCAUCAUCCUGAAAACAUCCCAAAUGGUGACGAUGGCAAUAUCCGUCCGGAGGUGACCGUCGAUGCACUGAUGCAGCGCAUGAAGCGGCUGUCGGAGAAGAACGACGAGUGCAGCGAAACGGAGCUCAGCAAUCGGUUCAAGCACGUAGAGCAACAGGCGGCUGAGCUGCCACCGGUCAUCCGGGAGGCUGCGGCCGAGGUACCACAACAAAUAGGCCGCUACGUUGACGAUCCUAGCUUCACAUAUCAGGACUUUGCGCGUCGCGGUGCGGAAAACAUUCCGCAAACGUUCCGGAUACAGGACUACUCCUGGGACGAUCACGGCUACUCGCUAGUGAACAGGCUGUACAACGAUGUCGGAUUCUAUCUGGACGAUAAAUUCCGGGCGGCUUACAACCUCACGUACUAUACGAUCGCCGGUCGUACGAACGUCGACACGUCCAAGUUUCGCCGUGCCAUCUGGAACUACAUCCAGUGCAUCUACGGCAUUCGCCACGACGAUUACGACUACGGUGAGGUGAACCAGCUGCUCGACCGGUCGCUUAAGAUGUUCAUCAAGACGGCCUGUUGCUUUCCGGAGCGAAUCACCAAGAUGGACUACGACAGCGUACUCGUGGAGCUGCAGCACAGUGAAAAGGUUCACAUCAAUCUUAUGAUCUUGGAGGCCCGCAACCAGGCGGAGCUCUUGUAUGCCUUACGCGAAGUUAUGCGAUACAUGACAUGAUUACCACCGCCAGGACGAUGACGUUGGCCAGUUUGCGAGCUGUCUGCAUCUGUCAAGUAAUGGAGCACGUGUGAUCGAGGGAACCGAGGAAUGUCAGAAAAGAUGGACAAGAACUGCGUGAUAUAGAAUGAUAAAUUGAAAUGAGAUGGAGUGCGAUUUGGGUAGCGUUAAGAAGAAGAGUUUUUUUUAACGCAGGAGUAUUUGUGAACAUAAAGUUGUUUCUGUUGUGUUAUUGUUGUUGACUAUUUUAAACACCCGUCACGUUAUUGCAUGGAUGAAACGACACGAGUGAUAAGAUUUGAGGCGACCGCGAAUAGGGCUGGAAUGAGCAAACGAUACCGGAGCCUUGGCCGGACCGGCGUGAUGUGCAAGCAAAUUGAAUAUUUAGAUGGGUGAUAAUAAUAUAUAAACAUAUACUACAUAUACAUAAUACGUGGCUCCUCGUUCGAAAUGCGCAUGAAUACCACACAAUGCGAAAAACGUACUGUUCGAAGAGGAAGAGGAUUAAUGUUCAAAUACAUCUUCCAGAUCAGGGAAAAAUAGUCAGAUAAAAUCACAUUGACGCAAAAGCGUACAAUCCAGAACGGGUGCAAUCAUUCAACGAAUAGAGCACGAAAAGCGUACAGCUAUAAAACGAAGUAAUGAUAGUUAGAGCUCUAUCGAUUUUCAUCCAAGACAUCGGUACGAUGCCUAUCGUUUGGAUGAGAACUAUUUUGUAAUUUUAUAUUUCCAUUUGACAAAGCACGAAAAAGUAAUCACGCGUGAAACGGAUUCAAACACGAGCAUAACUUACUACAAAUAGAUCCAACUAUGAGAGUCUGGUGGCAUUGCUUACAACCCCUCCACUCUGAUCUCACUGUGAUAAGGUGUAUUUUCUUCUCAUUGUAGUUGCAUCAGGCUUCGAAUUACCAUAAAGCGAAUGGCGUAAAGUGUGCAUUAAAUAGCUAACAUAUACGUUGUUUCCAAAUCUGCCAUAGAGAAGUUUCGUUGCUGCAAUUUUAUUUGUUAUGUUUUUACUCACAUUAUAGUGACAUCAACCUUGAUGCUUAAAGGAGAGCUACGAACACAGUUGGAUGUUUACAAGGCCAACCUACACCACGUGCAAUUUCGAAGCCAUGUUGGUUUUCUUUACCCUUCUCAGUCUACGGUUGGUAGAGCUACUUUGUAUCGGUCUAGUCGCAUAAUAAUCGACACAAAAAGAACAAGAUGAUCAUAGAACGAGGGUUCUGUAUUUGUUAUAACUAAAUUCUGUUCAUGCGAUGUCUUAAUUUGAGCGCCACAUGUUGGGCAAGCAUCAGGGAGAAUUGAUCAAUAAUUUGUUAUUGCCACUCUUAUCGGAAUGUCUUUGUUGCCUUUUUUCAUUACCUACGAUCAUGAAUACACAAAUGUUUGCUGAAAUAGCCGCCAUUGAUAGCACCCGAGUCCGUUACGUUAACGUUAAACGAACCAUGUAUUGAUAUUAUUUUCUUUCGGCAUAGGAACGAGGAUAUAUUUUUCCACUCGCUAAUUUUUACGUUUGUAACGAUCAAUGAAACUGCUUGCGAAUACGAUCUCCAAAUAUAGCGAUAACGAAUUGAUAACAAAUGAGGAUAAAGUUGGAAAGGGUUUUUUCGAUGAAAACUUUUUGUUUCAUUAAUUCGUUUGAAAGUAGAACCAUUAGCCUGAAAUGAGAGCAACAUGAAAUGUAUUACCUGGUCGAAAUUGUAAACUGCAAACAUCGGUUGUUAUACGGUAGCGUUCAGAACAGGCCAGUGAAGAUGAUUAGGACAUUCUGAAUCGUGCCAUCUUUUGCAAAAGUGCACGAUUCCGUGCAGUAAUAUCAGGACGAUCGCUUAAGUUAAGCGAAUGUAGCAAAAAAAAACUUUUGCAAAGAAUUUUGUAAGAAAACAUCAAUAAAUCUACAAAUAUUUUUCUUCCAUAAUGCCAUCGUUUAUUGUGCGCUUUUUAUGUGUAUCGAAAUGUGUGCGUAAAGCUAUUCUUUAUAAAGCUAGGUCCGCAGUUAGAGCGGGUUUCGGUUAGCUUCAGAAGACCUGCGCGGCAUGCAACAGAUAUGGGCAGCGGUUAAUCGUAGAGUCGAUCGUUGUGUGAUUUAAUAUGUGAUUAUCUUGUGCCAAAACGUGUAUUCAAAUAAAUCGUAAGCUUGGGGAGUUUGCAUACAACAUAUGGAAGUAGUAUCCUAGGCUAUAUGUAAUAAUGCGCGUUAUCCCAUUGCUGCUGCUGCAUUCAUGGACAAUGCAUGGCUGAGCAGUGCAUUUCGAUGUAGAGUGUAUUCGACCAAAAUCUCCAUGUUC
Molecule: messenger RNA, 3617 nt
Organism: Anopheles nili
Lineage: Eukaryota; Metazoa; Arthropoda; Insecta; Diptera; Culicidae
Product: sestrin homolog
Exons: 6
Coding region: 1-1326 (441 amino acids)
Biological process (GO): positive regulation of macroautophagy; cellular response to L-leucine; negative regulation of TORC1 signaling
Cellular component (GO): nucleus
Molecular function (GO): oxidoreductase activity, acting on peroxide as acceptor; L-leucine binding
Source: RefSeq, a predicted model, not a curated record